Messenger RNA from Pomacea canaliculata, 1910 nucleotides. RefSeq names its product neuronal acetylcholine receptor subunit beta-3-like. Gene Ontology annotation, cellular component: synapse; neuron projection; membrane. Gene Ontology annotation, biological process: monoatomic ion transmembrane transport; regulation of membrane potential; nervous system process. NCBI's taxonomy places the organism in Eukaryota, Metazoa, Mollusca, Gastropoda, Architaenioglossa, Ampullariidae. The record is from RefSeq and is a predicted model, not a curated record. Gene Ontology annotation, molecular function: neurotransmitter receptor activity; extracellular ligand-gated monoatomic ion channel activity; transmembrane signaling receptor activity.
AUGGCACAGCUGACAUGUGUGAGCCUCACUAUGGCACAGCUGACAUGUGUGAGCCUCAAUAUGACACAGCUGACAUGUGUGAGCCUCACUAUGGCACAGCUGACAUGUGUGAGCCUCACUAUGGCACAGCUGACAUGUGUGAGCCUCAAUAUGACAGCUGACAUGUGUGAGCCUCACUAUGGCACAGCUGACAUGUGUGAGCCUCACUAUGGCACAGCUGACAUGUGUGAGCCUCACUAUGACACAGCUGACAUGUGUGAGCAUCACUAUGACACAGCUGACAUGUGUGAGCCUCACUAUGACACAGCUGACAUGUGUGAGCAUCACUAUGACACAGUUGACAUGUACUGUGAAAGCAAGAAGGAUCCAGCUUCUGACGUCAUGAGAGUACUGAUAUUCACUGCCGCUCUCCUCGCUCAGCUCCACGUGACGUCAUGUCAAAGUGCGGUCAACGUCACGAGGGUCCACGAGCACGUGUACAACGUCAUCACCCCGUACACAAGACCCGUCAAAAAUUUCUCCACGACCACGAACGUCCAGGUGCUCUUCUACCUGAUGGCCAUCAACGACUUCGACACGGCCUCGCAGAAGCUGACCAGCACCGGGUGGAUGCUGGUGCAGUGGCAGAACGAGUACCUGACGUGGGACCCCGCAGCCUUUGGCGGCGUCCAAACCAUCUUCCCUGAUCCUACUCAGGUGUGGCGGCCUCGCCUGGCCAUACAGAACACCAUGAAGGACCUGAAGGCCAUCGGGGAGGACUACGUCGUCAUCAUGGCCGUCUACAACGGGAUAAUGCAGUGGUUCCCGGCGGAGCAGUUCGAAACCUUCUGCUACGUGGACGUCACUUGUUCAUCUGGGCAGAAGACAUUAGUGAAAUCAACCUCAGCAAUGGCAUCAGAAAUCGACCUCAGCUUCUACUCUGGAAAUGGCGCGUGGAAGAUGCUCUCUACCCGAGCCUUCAGGACAAACUUGAUUCUCAACGGUGCAAACUUUCCUAUUCUUGUCUAUGAGGUGACACUGAAGAGGCGACCAUCACUUCUGGUUUUGACUGUCCUCAUGCCAGUCCUGCUUCUGGCUUUCAUCAAUGUCUUCGUCUUCAGUAUUCCUUCUGAGUCAGGAGAGCGGCUGUCGUACGCCAUCACAACGCUGCUGUCCGUUGGGGUCUUCAUGAGCUUCAUCCUGUCGUCGAUGCCUUCGUCAACUGAGACUGUCUCCAUCAUGGUCAUCGACAUGAGCGUCCUGCUCAUCCUGUCUGCCUUCUACGUCCUCCUCUGCAUCUUCACCCUCCGCCUGUUCCACCGCGACGACGACAAGCACCCGGUGCCCAAGGCGGUCCAGACCUUCAUUGUGUCGCUGGAGGUCCUCCUGUGUCUGGAGCCGCCCAGCACCAAAGUCGAUCCUGUCAUCCAGGUGAUGCCCGUGUCCGACCAGGACCACCAGCAGCCACGAAUCUUUGACACCAUCAAGAAGAAGCAGCUGUCCCGGAAGCUGGCCAUCACCAACCCCAACGAGAUGACGUGGCGCCGAGUGAGCCGGACACUGGACAAGUUCUUCUUCCGUCUGUCCUUACUGAUCGUCCUCGGGUCCACCUUCGUUGUGUUCGCCUUGAUCAGCAGAAGCUAAGGUCCACUUCGUUGAGUCAAGUCUACCUGUCGAUGAUCAACUCAUUAGUUCAUCAUGCUUGAAUUAAACAGUCUGUUACAGUCUGAUCUUGUAAUAUUUCUAGAUUUUCAUAGACAUCAACUACAACCGCCUUUUAAUGUAUAUUAAAAUCUAGUUUAGAAAGCAUAAUUAGUUCCGGUAGCAUGCGCUCUCCCAUUAAUCAUCUGUCGAGAGUGUGAAUCCAAUUCUCAUCUCCAAAUUUUGCAUGUGAAUGCUAAAAACUCACACGAAUGAAAAAAAAAAGUUUU